Messenger RNA from Penicillium verrucosum, 471 nucleotides. Its product is annotated as DUF3716 domain-containing protein. The transcript has a single exon. Lineage: Eukaryota; Fungi; Ascomycota; Eurotiomycetes; Eurotiales; Aspergillaceae. The record is from RefSeq and is a predicted model, not a curated record. The coding region runs from base 1 to 471 and encodes 156 amino acids.
AUGCCGCUACAAAGACAGCCGGUACUCCAAAUCAACAGCAAGAACUUAAAGAAGAGCCAUCCAAACGCUAGCCAAUGGGACCGUCAAAUCGGCUUUCACAAAACCAACAUCGAGGCACUGGUUGGACAAGCCGUUGGGGGACUCCUGGAUGAGACCAACUGCUGUGAUAACUGUGCUAAGCUGGAUGGCAAGUUUGCCAACUGUGUGCGGGUGCCUAGAAUAACAGCAUGUCCAAACUGCCACUUCGACCGACAGGGUAUAAGGUGCAGCUUCACAAAAGCAGAAAAGAAAGCCAACGAGCCGAUGCCGAGGAAGCGAACCCUUAAGGUCAUGCUGGAAGAGAUAAGCGACAUUUACGAUCUUAAAUGGAAGAGAUUCAGGAGGGGCGAAGCCCUUGGAGCCAUCAUUACCGAAAAACGCGAGCUAGCGAGGGCUAUUAUGGCAGAAGCUGAAGAGGUUGGGUACAUUUAA